Molecule: messenger RNA, 1227 nt
Organism: Triticum aestivum (bread wheat)
Lineage: Eukaryota; Viridiplantae; Streptophyta; Magnoliopsida; Poales; Poaceae
Product: signal peptidase complex catalytic subunit SEC11C
Exons: 6
Coding region: 87-596 (169 amino acids)
Cellular component (GO): membrane; signal peptidase complex
Molecular function (GO): serine-type endopeptidase activity
Source: RefSeq, a predicted model, not a curated record
AAGGUACUACACGUUCGCUGGAAAAUACUCUAGAAUCGAUCAGAAAACUAGCUGUGUUUUCUCCAUCGUCCAGCCGAGAGGAGGCUAUGAAGAUCCGGCAUGCGCUCACCCAAUCCGUCACCUUCCUCGUUAUGGUCGUUGCAUUGUUGGUGCUGGUGCCCGAGGGAAUAAUGCUAGUGACGGGUGUCAAGACACCGGCGAUGGCCGUUUUGUCGGAAAGUAUGGAGCCUGGAAUUAAAAAGGGUGAUAUGGUGUUUGUGCACAACAUGAGCAAUGAACCUUUCCACGUAGGAGAGAUCAUUCUUUUCAAGGUUGAUGGCUUUGAACAUCCAGUUGUCCAUCGCGUGAUCAAGGUUCACGAGCAUCGAGAUACUGGAGAAAUCCGAAUACUCACCAAAGGGGACAACAAUUCAGUGGAUGACCGAUUUCUCUAUGCGAGUGGGCAGCUUUGGCUUCAACCGCAUGAUAUUAUUGGACGGGUUGCAGGCUACCUGCCAUAUGCUGGAUGGCCUACUGUCUUCAUCAGUGAAUCUUAUAAGAUGUUGCUGAAUGGUCGAAGCACUACAACUCCUGAAGUAUACUGGGUAACAAUGUAACCGCGGCAGAUUCAUGUGGGUUGUCUCCAUAAUGUCUUGUUAGGGGUUAAAGAAUGCAUGAAGCGACGAAGAGUAUGUAAAAGAUGUAUCAUUAUCAUAGUCUCCACAACAUAGUAAUCGAGCUCCAUCCGUCUUGUUGAAGUCAUUUUCUAUAGCACGGUCGACAAGAUUUCUUUUUUCGAGAACGCGCAAAAGUCUUACAUUUCUUUGCACGAUCGACAUGAUUCUAACUCCUUCUUUGAAAGGUAGAUUUUGAUGAAACAUGUUGUUAGAUGUAUUCUUCUUCUUUUUUGACAAAGGGUGAAUUUUAUUGACUCAAAACAAAGUAUUAUGUGGAUACAAAAACAAUGAACACACACUGCAUUGGCAACGACGAGUGUGAGUAGCCAUCGAAGGGUCAGUACACCCUGGUCGGAGAGCAGAUGGCGGUUGCAGGACGUUGGAUCUGAGGGACGAGUUGGAGGCACCAAGGUGAGGCAGCGCACGUCCUUGCUGUCACCCUCCACUGUGGGGCCCGAGGGCCUCCUUCAAGAACGGUGAGGGAGGGAAGCUGUGGUAAAGGCCUCUAGGAGUGGCAGCGGCCUCCGUAGUCGCCCACGAGCGACCCAGGAGGCAGUUUAGGUCGUGUAUU